Plutella xylostella (diamondback moth) is the source of this 1727-nucleotide messenger RNA. RefSeq names its product Sequence-specific single-stranded DNA-binding protein (gene Ssdp). Gene Ontology annotation, molecular function: protein binding; single-stranded DNA binding. Gene Ontology annotation, cellular component: nucleus. Gene Ontology annotation, biological process: positive regulation of transcription by RNA polymerase II. Lineage: Eukaryota; Metazoa; Arthropoda; Insecta; Lepidoptera; Plutellidae. The record is from RefSeq and is a predicted model, not a curated record.
AUUUGUCUAUGUCACAGACGCCAAAUGUCGCCAUCGAUCAAUGACAUUUUGUGAAGUAGAAUUUAUUGAUAUAAAGCGUUAAUGUAAAUAAUAAACAAUUUCACCAUAAAAGUCGGCUUCCAGUCGAUAUGUAUGCCAAGGGCAAAGGCUCUACGGUGCCUUCGGACGCUCAGGCUCGCGAAAAGUUGGCUCUCUAUGUGUACGAAUACCUCCUACAUGUCGGCGCUCAAAAGGCGGCGCAGACGUUUUUAUCAGAAAUACGAUGGGAGAAGAAUAUAACACUCGGGGAGCCGCCCGGGUUCCUGCACUCAUGGUGGUGCGUGUUCUGGGACCUGUAUUGCGCGGCGCCGGAGAGGCGGGACACUUGUGAGCACUCCUCAGAGGCUAAAGCAUUUCACGACUAUGGAUUCGUUAAUUCAGGAUACGGAGUCAACGGGCUGGGCCACAACGCGGGCCCGGCGCCCCCCAACGACGGCAUGGGCGGUGGAGGCAUGCCACCGGGUUUCUUCCCCAACUCCUCUCUGCGGCCGUCCCCACCUGCCCCACACCCGGGCUCGCAGCCGUCCCCGCACGGACCACAACCACAGCUGAUGGGCAGCGGGCAGCCAUUCAUGGGGCCUUGGUACCCGGGUGGACCUCGGCCGGCAGUCAGGAUGGGCAUGGGCAAUGACUUUAACGGACCUCCAGGACAAGGCAUGAUGGGCAACGCGAUGGAGCGCGGCGGGCCGCCAGCGGGCGGGCUUCUGGGCGGGCCGCGCAUGACGCCGCCGCGGCCCGGCUGCGGCCCCUGCAGCCCCGGCGGCUACCCGCCCGGCCUGCGCGGCCCUCCGCCGCAGCCCCCAGGUAUGCCUCCAUUGGGGAUGGGGCCGCGCGGCGCGUGGUCCGGCGGCGGCGGGGGUUCGGCCCCCCUGAACUAUAGCGGGGGCUCCCCCGGCGCCUAUGGGGCCCCGCCGGGCUCCAAUGGGCCCCCAGGCCCCUCUACGCCCAUAAUGCCGAGCCCACAAGACUCUUCCAACUCGGGGGGUGACAACAUGUAUACAUUGAUGAAGCCAGUCGGAGCGGGCGCGCUGGGCCCGGAGUUUCCUCUCGCGGACCACAGCGCCCCCCACUCGAUGCCUCAACCGCCGACUUCCGAAGGUCUGGGCGGUGUUGACGGGAUGAAGUCGUCGCCUGGAGGCGUCGGGGGCGGCGGGCCGGGCACACCCAGGGAAGACUCAGGAUCGGGCAUGGGCGACUACAAUUUAGGAUUCGGCGGACCGGGAGGCGACCAGAACGACCAGACAGAAUCAGCAGCGAUACUGAAAAUAAAGGAGAGUAUGCAGGAAGAGGCAAAACGAUUCGAGAAAGACUCUGACCAUCCAGAGUUUUAUAUGCAAUGAUUUUAUUACAAAAAAAGAAAUGAAGAAAAAAAAACGCCAACCUGCCAGUUUUUUUCGGUUCCCGAAUCGGUACCGGUAUUUUUCGGUAUCGGUAUUGAUAACUAUUUUUUGUUGUUGUUAAUGAACGUUUAAAAAUGAAAUUCAAUUGUCUUAAAGUAUUUUUGUGAUCUCAAUUAAAAUUAUAUUUACUUGAAGGCUGGUUGGCGUUGGUUUCCGUUCUGUUGCGUUCCAUCGAUCUGAAUCAAGGAUAUAAUCAUUAAAAAUAGUUUUUUAAUCCUUUUUCCCCUCGCAUAUUAUUUAUUUUAAUAUAGCCGUUAAUUUUAACGCGUAUUUUUAAAAAUAACUCUU